AUGGAGAAAACUGAUAUUUUUAAAUCCAUUAUAACCACCUUGACCGGACCAAACUACAAUCUAUGGGUCCAAGGAAUGAAGAGUUUUCUGAUCAGACGCAAGCUUUGGCGCAUAGUCACCGGAGAUUUUCAUAACUACGAUUUUGCAAAAGAAAUUUGGGAUUUCUUGAAAAACCGCUAUCAAACCACUGGCCUUGCACAUUAUUAUCAGUUAUGGACCACACUUCACAAUACCAAGCAAGAACCUGGUCAAUCAGUGAAUGAUUUUCUCGCUCAAGUCCAACCAAUUUGGCAUCAAAUAUCGCUUGCCAAAAUCAGUGAAGACCACCUUCAUCUCACUCAAGUCCUUAUGGCUCUUCGGCCCGAAUAUGAAGCCGUACGAGCCUCACUGCUGCAUCGAAAUCCGCUUCCAUCAUUGGACACUGCUAUUCAAGAAAUCAUUUUUUGA
Vicia faba (fava bean) is the source of this 447-nucleotide messenger RNA. Lineage: Eukaryota; Viridiplantae; Streptophyta; Magnoliopsida; Fabales; Fabaceae. The record is from the annotation of a GenBank genome assembly.